GAUUUGACCACAGCCGAGCCUUGAGGUGGUUCAUAGAUUUAUAAAAUGCCUAUUAAUUCACUAGUAAUAGUCAGGUAUGGUCCGUACGAGUCGUGUGCUAUUGUCGAGCAUAGAACAUUUCGCUUGGACGGUUUACAAGCGCUCCUAAAAGACGACGGCCACCGGUGUGUCCUGGAAAAAACGGAUGACUGGAAUAUAGUAGAGCUCAUUGUGAAUGGAGAAUGCGUUUACACGUGCAACAUUACUGACCUUGAGUUUGGGGGUGAUGGACGACUGGAUGCUCGCUGCCGGGAGGCCGUUGACGCGGUGAGAAACGCGUACUGAACGCCAUGUCCACGACGGAACACUAGUAUACUACGUACAGAAUACUACGAGUGACCAAGAGUGGAACUAGUUGGAGUUAUUAACAAGCAUCAUUCACACAAACUAUUUUUUUUUAUUACAAUACAUGCUGAGUUCAAGAGCACGUGAAUCUAUGUCACGCCGCGUUGCACGUUUGGGCGCCGCCGCCAUUUUGAGAGGAUCACCCUCUGCUGCAAAUGCCGACAAUCGCAAUUCUGCAGCAUGGGUGGCAAAACAGUGGUCGUGUUUUCCACAAGCACUACAGAAAAUCUAAAUCAUGCCCUGAACUCGCGGAGAGGCAGUAGUAGUUUCCUGGACAUCAGCUUCACGUUUCUAUAUAGCUAACGUGGAAACAAAAAUGUUGAACAUUAAUUUUCACUUUGUGUAAAAUGUCUUAAUUUUUUUCAGAUGAGACAAGAAAGCAGAUGCUAUUAUUUCCAGUUUAUUUGUCACACUAGAAAAAAAGUGCACUACAUUGUAGAAUACAAUAGUGCAGUAAAUAAGUGUGCUGUUAUACGUUGCUCAUUUUAGCAAAUGGAGUAAGUCAGGAAAUUAGCAUAUAGGCUACUACAUAAUGCAUCAAUUGAAAAAAUUGUAAGGUACAGCAUACUAUUCUAAACA
Molecule: messenger RNA, 963 nt
Organism: Puntigrus tetrazona (Sumatra barb)
Lineage: Eukaryota; Metazoa; Chordata; Actinopteri; Cypriniformes; Cyprinidae
Gene: c13h10orf53
Product: chromosome 13 C10orf53 homolog
Exons: 3
Coding region: 46-324 (92 amino acids)
Source: RefSeq, a predicted model, not a curated record